GUGUGGAUCGGUGACGUACUCGUAUAAUUAAUUUUGUGUGGUGCUGAUAUUGAUCUCAUUAUCAGGAUCGAAAAUGAAUUGGCUUCCCAUAUUAGUGGCUGCUUUCUGGCUUCUGGGCUUAGUCGAAUCGGCGUCGAGCUAUGACUACUACAGACUGCCGACUGCUCUGCGACCCCAAAAGUAUGAUUUGCGUAUUCUAACUCUACUGGAGCAUCCAGAGAAUCUCCGCUUUAGCGGCACUGCAAAAAUUGUAAUUGAGGUCCUGCAAAACACCAACAAUAUAACGCUUCACGCGAAGAAUCUGCACAUAAAUGAGUCCCAAAUUGUGCUUAAGGAAAUUAGCGUUGAGGGAAACACGGAUAUCUGUAUAUCCUCCACCGAAGUGAAUUCCAUCCACGACUUCUAUAUCCUUAACACCUGUAAAGAGCUAUUGACGGAUCGUGUCUAUGAGCUGAGCUUACCCUUUUCAGCGGAGUUAAACACACAACUUGAGGGCUACUACCGCAGCUCCUACGUGGAUCCUGUGACCAAUGGGACGAGAUGGAUCUCCAUUACGCAGUUCGCCCCAGCGUCAGCACGAUCGGCAUUCCCUUGUUUUGAUGAGCCGGCAUAUAAAGCGCCGUUCGUGGUGACUUUGGGUUAUCAUAAAAACUACACAGGCCUAAGCAAUAUGCCAGUAAAGGAAACAAAUGCACAUGAAUCACUUUCCGAUUUCGUUUGGACGGAGUUUCAGGAGUCGGUGCCCAUGUCCACCUACUUGGUUGCCUAUUCCGUCAAUGAUUUCUCCAGCAAGCCAUCCACGUUACCAAAUGGACCCCAAUUCCGAACCUGGGCACGUGCGAAUGCCAUCGAUCAGUGCGAUUAUGCGGCUGAGUUUGGCCCCAAAGUUUUGCAAUUCUACGAUGAGUUCUUCGGCAUCAAGUUCCCACUGCCCAAGAUCGAUCAGUUUGCCGCUCCGGACUUGAGUUACAAUGCCAUGGAAAACUGGGGAUUGGUGACCUACAGAGAGUCCAGACUCCUCUACUCAGCUAGUCACUCCUCUGUGGCGGACAAACAGGAAUUGACAUAUGUAGUGGCCCACGAGUUGGCCCAUCAAUGGUUCGGCAAUCUGGUCACCAUGAAGUGGUGGACAGAUCUUUGGCUAAACGAGGGAUUCGCCACCUAUGUGGGCAGUUUGGGUGUGGACAAACUCCAUCCCGAUUGGCACUCGAGGGACAGACGCUCCCUAUCUUCUCUGAUGACAUCCUUCCAUCUCGAUGCUUUGGUGAGCAGUCAUCCCAUUUCGAGACCCAUUGAAAUGGUCUCGCAAAUUACUGAGAGCUUCGAUGAGAUCUCGUACGAGAAAGGAUCUUCAGUUCUGCGCAUGAUGCACUUGUUUCUGGAGGAUGAGGCCUUCCGGAACGGACUUAAGUCGUAUCUCCAGAUGAACGCCUACAAGAAUGCCGAACAGGAUAAUCUGUGGGUGUCACUCACCCAAGCUGCCCAUAAGACUGGUUCUCUACCAAAGGACUACGACAUCAAGACCAUCAUGGACUCGUGGACUCUCCAAGCCGGUUACCCAGUGGUUAAUGUCACUCGAGACUAUGAGGGAGGAUCCGCGACGCUCAGCCAAGAACGAUACAUCCGGAAUACCGAUAUAAACAGAAGCGACUACGGAUGCUGGUGGGUGCCGCUGAGCUAUACCACCCAGGGGGAAAAGGACUUCAACAACACGGCACCCAAGGCGUGGAUGAAGUGCAGCAAAACUGGCGAAAGUGUGCCCAAAACUAUUGAUCUUCUACCUCGACCCGAAGAAUGGCUGAUCUUUAAUAUUCAGCUGUCGACCCCCUACAAAGCCAACUACGAUGCUAGAAACUGGAAGCUUUUGAUUGAUACUUUGAACAGCGGGGAGUUCCAGAGCAUUCACGUGAUCAACAGGGCCCAGCUCAUAGACGAUGUCCUGUACUUCGCCUGGACAGGAGAGCAGGACUACGACACCGCUCUGCAAGUGACCAACUAUCUGCAGAGGGAGCGGGAUCUUAUUCCUUGGAAAGCGGCCCUGGACAACUUGAAGUUGCUGAACCGCCUCCUACGACAAACUCCCAACUUUGGAUCGUUUAAACGCUACAUGAAGAAGCUUCUUACCCCGAUCUAUGAGCACCUCAACGGCAUGAAUGACACGUUCAGUUCGAUUACUCAGCAGGAUCACGUCCUUUUGAAGACAAUGGUGGUCAAUGUGGCCUGUCAGUACCAGGUGGGGGAUUGUGUGCCCAAGGCGUUGGCCUACUACCGCCACUGGAGAUCGGAGGCCAAUCCCGACGAGAACAACCCGGUGCCAAUAAACCUUCGCAGCACAGUGUACUGCACGGCAAUAAGAGAAGGCAGCGAAGAGGAUUGGGACUUUCUGUGGUCGCGGAUCGAGAAAUCGAAUGUGGGCUCCGAGAAACAGACCAUUAUAGGUUCCCUGGGUUGUUCAAAGGAAGUAUGGAUCUUACAGCGUUUCCUGGAGAGGGCCUUCGAUCCCAAGGGAGCCAUUCGUAAGCAGGAUUCUUUGCUGAGCUUCCAAGCAGUGGUCUCUGGCGAACAGGGUUUCCCACUGGCCAAGAACUAUCUGAUGGAGAAUGUUGAAUUUAUGGUUGCAUACUAUUAUCCACAGACAAGAAGCAUGGCGCGACUUUUGCCCCCACUGUGCGAACAAAUUGCUACUACAAAUGCCCUAAAUGAGUUCAGGGCGUUCGUUAACAAAUCGCAGCAGUCGCUCAAGGGAGUCCAACAGGCAGUUCAGCAAAGUCUGGAGACAAUGGUUACCAAUGUCCAGUGGAUGGAGCGAAACUAUCCCCAGAUUUUGAGCUCCCUCCAGCGAAACUUGUAGUUUUUAAAUACACAAACGCAUUUGUUGUAAUAUAUAA
Molecule: messenger RNA, 2888 nt
Organism: Drosophila santomea
Lineage: Eukaryota; Metazoa; Arthropoda; Insecta; Diptera; Drosophilidae
Product: aminopeptidase Ey-like
Exons: 6
Coding region: 74-2851 (925 amino acids)
Biological process (GO): proteolysis; peptide catabolic process
Cellular component (GO): cytoplasm
Molecular function (GO): zinc ion binding; peptide binding; metalloaminopeptidase activity
Source: RefSeq, a predicted model, not a curated record